CCCCCCCGCCGGGCUUCAUGCCCCCCGCCCAGCAAGCCCAGCAUGGAGGUGGUGGGGGACUUCGAGUACAGCAAAAAAGACCUCGUCGGGCACGGAGCCUUCGCCGUGGUCUUCAAAGGCCGGCAUCGCAAGAAAACUGAUUGGGAAGUAGCGAUAAAAAGCAUUAAUAAAAAAAAUUUGUCAAAAUCACAAAUACUUCUGGGAAAGGAAAUUAAGAUCUUAAAGGAACUUCAGCAUGAAAAUAUUGUGGCUCUCUAUGAUGUCCAGGAAUUGCCCAACUCUGUUUUUCUGGUGAUGGAGUAUUGCAAUGGUGGAGACUUGGCAGAUUAUUUACAAGCUAAAGGAACUCUCAGUGAAGACACCAUCAGAGUGUUUCUGCAUCAGAUUGCAGCUGCCAUGCGAAUUCUACAUAGUAAAGGAAUCAUUCACAGGGAUCUUAAGCCCCAGAACAUCUUACUGUCUUACGCCAGUCGCAGAAAAUCAAGUGUCAGUGGCAUUCGGAUCAAAAUAGCGGACUUUGGUUUUGCUCGUUAUCUGCACAGUAACAUGAUGGCUGCCACCCUGUGCGGAUCUCCUAUGUAUAUGGCUCCUGAAGUGAUUAUGUCUCAACACUAUGAUGCCAAGGCUGACUUGUGGAGCAUAGGAACUGUGAUCUAUCAGUGCCUGGUUGGAAAGCCCCCUUUUCAGGCCAAUAGUCCCCAAGACUUGAGGAUGUUUUAUGAAAAGAACAGAAGUUUGAUUCCUAGUAUCCCCAGAGAAACAUCACCAUAUUUGGCUAAUCUUCUCUUGGGUUUGCUUCAGAGAAAUCAGAAGGACAGAAUGGACUUUGAAACAUUUUUUAGUCAUCCUUUUCUUGAACAAGUUCCAGUUAAAAAAUCCUGCCCGGUGCCGGUGCCCAUCUACGCUGGUUCAGUUUCUGGCAGUUCUUGUGGGAGCUCUCCGUCUUGCCGCUUUGCUUCUCCGCCAUCCCUUCCAGAUAUGCAGCACAUUCAGGAAGACAACUUAUCUUCCCCACCCUUGGGUCCUCCUAACUACCUACAGGUGUCUAAAGAUUCUGCCAGUACUAGUAGUAAGAACUCUUCAUGUGACACCGAUGACUUUGUUUUGGUUCCACAUAACAUUUCAUCAGAUCACUCAUAUGAUAUGCCCAUGGGAACUGCUGGCAGACGGGCUUCAAGCGAGUUCUUGGUGUGUGGAGGAGGACCAUGUCAGCCCUCCCCGUCACCACACAGUGAGACCGCGCCAAUCCCAGUGCCUACUCAGUUAAGGAAUUAUCAGCGGAUUGAGCAAAACCUCUCCUCAGCCAGUCCUGGGACAAACCCCCAUGGUUCUCCAAGAUCUGCAGUGGUACGAAGGUCUAAUACCAGCCCUUUGGGCUUUCUGAAGAUGGGCUCCUGCUCUCCAGUACCUGCAGACACAGUACAGACUGCUGGGCGUAGGCUUUCCACAGGGUCCUCCAGACCGUACUCUCCUUCUCCAUUAGUUGGCACUAUCCCCGAACAGCUUGGCCACUGCUGUUGUGGACAGCCACAGGGUCAUGACUCGAGGAGUAGAAAUUCUUCAGGUUCUCCAGUACCACAGUCGCAGUCACCGCAGUCUCUUUUGUUGGGUGCUAGGCUUCAGAGUGCCCCUACGCUUACUGAUAUCUACCAGAACAAACAGAAGCUUCGAAAGCAGCAUUCUGACCCUGUGUGCCCAUCCCAUGCAGCAUUUGGAUAUAGCUACUCACCACAGCCGAGUAGGCCAGUCAGCCUUGGGACCUCCCCCACUAAGCACAUGGGAUCUUCUCCUAGGAGCUCGGACUGGCUAUUUAAAACUCCUUUACCAACAAUCAUUGGCUCUCCCACUAAGGCCACAGCUCCUUCUAAGAUCCCCAAGACCCAAGCAUCUUCCAAUUUGCUAGCCUUGGUUACUCGUCAGGGACCACCAGAUGUGCCAGCUAAAGAUGUGAGUGACCCACGAGAGUUCUCACAUUUUCUCUCAGCCCAAGGAAGUGAAAGGCAGGUGGCUGAGCAGCAUAGCAAGGCCACAUUUGGCAGAUCUGUAAGUACUGGGAAAUUGUCAGAUCAACAAGUGAAGACGCCCUUGGGUGGGCAGCUGUAUCAGGGCAGUACAGACAGUCUCAACACAGAACGACCAAUGGAUACAGCUCCCGCAGGGGCCUGUGGCGUUGUUCUGGGACCUCCUGGGGCCACCGGGGCCAGUUCUAGGGCUGUAAUGUUUACCGUUGGAUCUCCUCCCAACAGUGCUACACCUCCUACUUGCACCCAAAUGGUUCUUCGUACGAGGACAACUUCAGUUGGAUCCAGCAGUUCUGGAGGGUCUCUCUGCUCCACCAGUGGCCGUGUCUACAUGGGCUCCCCUCCCGGCAUUUACAUGGGUUCUUCUCCGCCGGGAGCAGAGGCAGCACCGAGCCUGAAGUAUGCGCCCUAUGGGACGUCCCCUCCUAGCUUGGAGGGCUUUAUCACUUUUGAAGCUCCAGAACUUCCAGAAGAGACUCUGAUGGAGAGGGAGCACACGGACACACUGCGCCAUCUGAACACGAUGCUGACGUUCACUGAGUGCGUGCUGGAUCUGACGGCCAUCAGGGGAGGGAACCCCGAGCUGUGCACGUCGGCCGUGUCGCUGUAUCAGAUCCAGGAGAGCGUAGUAGUAGAUCAGAUAAGCCAGCUGAGCAAAGACUGGGGACAAGUAGAACAGCUGGUAUUAUACAUGAAAGCGGCCCAGCUGCUUGCGUCAUCUUUGCAUCUUGCCAAAGCCCAGAUCAAAUCAGGGAAACUGAACCCAUCUACAGCUGUUAAACAAGUUGUCAAAAAUCUGAAUGAGAGAUAUAAAUUCUGUAUCACCAUGUGCAAGAAACUUACAGAAAAGCUGAAUCGCUUCUUCUCUGACAAGCAAAGAUUCAUCGAUGAAAUCAACAGUGUGACUGCAGAGAAACUCAUCUACAAUUGUGCUGUAGAAAUGGUGCAGUCAGCAGCCCUUGACGAGAUGUUUCAGCAGACGGAGGAUAUUGUGUAUCGGUAUCACAAAGCAGCUCUUCUUUUGGAAGGCUUAACAAAAAUCCUGCAGGACCCUGCAGACAUUGAGAACGUACACAAAUAUAAAUCUAGUAUUGAAAGAAGGCUGUCUGCACUCUGCUAUGGUGCAGUGACUGUCUAUGAGCCAUAGCCUCUCCCAUGGACCGAGCAGCAGUGACAUUAGGGAGGUGGGAGCUGAAGCCCCCCCCCCCCCCCCCCCCAGGAGGAUUGGUGACUACCAAAGAGAAUGCCAUUGAUGCAGAGAAGGACAGCGGCCCUGAACGACUAGGGAUGACGUGCUGGGUGGAGAAGCUCUCCUUUCCUUUUGUGUCUUAGAAGCAGGAGUGAAACACUCUCCCUGGGUUUCAGUGUCAACGUGGUAAGUGCACCUUGGGCUGAAUGAUGGUUCAGUGCGGUUGUUCUGCCCCCGAGGAUCUUGGGGAAGGGCGAACGCUCCCCCAGCCCCCGGCAGUGGGGGAGAAGCUGCUGCAGGUGGAGUCUCCUUCAAAGUUUGCCUCUCAGACUGCCAAGAAAUGCCAGAGGCAAAAAGCAGGAACCUCUGGCCUGGAUAGGGGCACGACUGACUCUUGGGGUGAGCUUGGCUCCUGCCGAGUGUGCCUCCAGAAAGGGGAAAACCCCCUUACAGGGAUGACAAGUUGCCUCCGCUCCGUCCGGAGCCGGACUUGAUCUGACGUGGCUACAGGCUUGAUCUCUUCCCAACAGAUUUCAUGUUGCACUAAUUUACUAAAGCAACUGUAUUGGACUUUACAGAACUCUUAAUUUAACACCAGAUAAGGCACAAUGGACUUACUCCAAAAAAGUUUCAUUUUAUUGUAAAUAAACCCUUUGCGGAAUUUCAAACGUAACUUCUAGGACAAUUUUAAACAGACUGUACAAACUUAUAUUCGUGUGACCCUUUGCCUUUUUUUACCUAUUUGUCUACAGCUGCCAAUUUUUUCAGUAAUGGAAAUGUUUUAAGUUCCUACUUUGUUUUUACUUUUCCUAUAUAAGGCUUGGUUGCGGUUUUUUGUUGUGCAUGCAGAAUGUGCAUUAAUUAGCUCCUGUGAUCUCAAAGGGUGUGUUAAAAGUGCUGUCUCCAGCUUCUUGGGCAGUAUUAGAACCAGUGCUGGAAAUUGAGAGGGGCUCUCCCAGAAGGUUGGGGCCCGCACCUAGGUUGGUCAUCUAGAUGUUUGUUAGUGAUGUGGGCUUUCUACAUCAAGUUUAUGAAAAAUCAGGUUUGUUUUUUUCUGAAGGAAGUGGGGGUGGGGACUCCCCCACCUGGGUGGGCGCUUUUCAUUUCAAGCUCAAUUCUUGCAGCUUACCAAAUAGUAAGGCCUGGAGGGUUUAGGCAAGUUACCUGAAGACUCCUCUGGAAAUGGUUCCAAUAUUGUAUUUUAUUUUGUUUUGGUUACUUUACUGCUUGAAUACUUGAAAAAACCAUUCUCCAGAACAAAAUCAUUUUAAUCCUUUUAGAUAACGUGGUCUGAACUCUUUGACAAAGUUGUACAGUAGCUCUGCAUCGAUAGCAUUUUGGUGUACUGAUGAAAACCAUGAGUUUCUCUUUACUUUGACAAAGUAAUGUAAUUUUUACCUUAUUUAUCUGUAUGAAAUUCCAACAGUUAAUUUGAACGUUUAUUUAUAUAAUGUUUGUAUUUUUAGGUCUUUAAUACAGUGUUUCUACCUCUCAUUUGUAACAGCAUGCAUUCUUCUGGAAACUAGGGAAUAACUCACUGAACUGUUGUGUGAGAGCCUUUUUAUUAUCGCCUGUAUAAAUGUAUAUUAAGGUAAAAUAAAACUGACAGCGGUUUCUAGGUGCA
Vombatus ursinus (common wombat) is the source of this 4834-nucleotide messenger RNA. RefSeq names its product unc-51 like autophagy activating kinase 2 (gene ULK2). The record is from RefSeq and is a predicted model, not a curated record. NCBI's taxonomy places the organism in Eukaryota, Metazoa, Chordata, Mammalia, Diprotodontia, Vombatidae. Gene Ontology annotation, cellular component: autophagosome; cytoplasm. The coding region runs from base 43 to 3168 and encodes 1041 amino acids. Gene Ontology annotation, biological process: positive regulation of autophagy; protein autophosphorylation; axon extension. Gene Ontology annotation, molecular function: ATP binding; protein serine/threonine kinase activity. The transcript is spliced from 27 exons.